CUGGCGGACUGAGAGAGUUCCACUCGCCACAUCACCGCAAGUGGAGAGAGAGAAGGAGAGAUCGAGAGGAGAAAGAGAGCGAGAGAGGGAGAGGGAGAGAGACCUGCGCAUAUCGUCAGCAGCCGCUUCUUUUGCCUCCAGCGAAAAUUCGUCAGAUCUGAGAUCACACAGGAUUUUUUUCCUCAUUCAGCCCGCCUAGAGGAAAAAAAUAUAUAUAUUGUUAGGAGGAGAAAAAAAAAGUUUGAGGAUAAAGGCGGUGGAGAUCGAAUAUUCGUUGGCGCAGCUGCUCGGUGAAAGGUCCUCAUAUUGCAGCUAUGUGUGGACGGAGCAGGACGGCCUUUCUGUGUCUGUGGGCUUACUUGCUUGUCACCAGCUGUGUAUAUGGUGCGAAAAGCUCUGCACAGAAUGGAGCACCAGGUGAACAGAAAGAUAACACAACAGUGUUCACUAAGAUCUUAGACAGUCUUCUGGAUGGCUAUGACAAUCGCCUCAGGCCAGGACUGGGAGAGCGUGUAACUGAAGUCAAGACUGACAUUUUUGUGACUAGUAUUGGGCCAGUUUCAGACCAUGACAUGGAGUACACCAUUGAUGUUUUCUUCAGACAGAGCUGGAAGGAUGAAAGGUUAAAGUUCACAGGCCCCAUGGCUGUGCUGCGCCUCAACAACCUGAUGGCCAGCAAGAUCUGGACCCCUGACACCUUCUUCCACAAUGGCAAAAAGUCAGUGGCCCACAACAUGACAAUGCCAAACAAGCUGCUCCGAAUUACAGAGGAGGGCACCCUGCUGUAUACCAUGAGGCUUACGGUCAGAGCAGAAUGCCCCAUGCACCUGGAAGAUUUUCCAAUGGAUGCUCAUGCUUGUCCACUCAAGUUUGGCAGCUAUGCUUACACUCGAGCAGAGGUGGUGUAUGUGUGGACCAGAGGGGCAGCCCAAUCUGUGGUGGUGGCAGAGGAUGGCUCCAGAUUAAACCAGUAUGAUCUGAUGGGGCAGAGUGUGGAUUCUGGUGUGGUGCAGUCCAGCACAGGAGAGUAUGUCGUAAUGACAACCCACUUCCACCUGAAGAGGAAAAUUGGUUAUUUUGUGAUCCAAACGUACCUGCCAUGCAUCAUGACAGUCAUCCUCUCCCAGGUGUCGUUCUGGCUCAACAGAGAGUCUGUUCCUGCCAGGACUGUGUUCGGAGUGACCACUGUCCUGACCAUGACCACACUCAGUAUCAGUGCCAGGAACUCUCUCCCUAAAGUGGCCUAUGCCACAGCUAUGGAUUGGUUCAUUGCCGUCUGCUACGCUUUCGUGUUCUCAGCCCUCAUCGAGUUUGCCACAGUCAACUACUUCACCAAGAGGGGCUAUGCCUGGGAUGGAAAAAGUGUGGUGCCAGAGAAGCAAAAGAAGAAGAAGGAGUCACUCCUGAAGAAGAACAACACGACAGCUUACCCAGCUGCCACAGCUACAGCCUUCGCCCCCAAUAUUGCCAGGGACCCUGGAUUGGCCACAAUUGCCAAAAGUGCACCACCACCCCCAACUGAGCCCAAGGAGGAGCCAAAGCCCAAACCUCCAGAGGCCAAGAAGACCUUUAACAGUGUGAGCAAGAUUGACAGGAUUGCCAGAAUAGCUUUCCCUUUGCUCUUUGGAACCUUUAACUUGGUCUAUUGGGCGACCUACUUGAAUAAGAAGCCCAAAUUACAGGGGGUCAAUCCACACUAAUCCAUGUUUCAUUUCUUUUAAUUGAUACCUGUAAUUACUUCUUUUUUCUUUCUUAUUCCUCUUUAAAAAAAAAAAAGAAAGUGUUUCAUUUCAGACAAACAUGGUGUUCAUGCCUGUUUGAACUCUCGGUUGUUGCAUCGCUUCUAUGUUUCAACUGAAUUUUGAAAAGUUUGAAAAACGAAACAAAAUAGAGAAAAUGUAUGAUAAUAAUGCAGAAUACUGAAGUGGUUUUGAUUGGGAUGGUUAUGAUGAUCCUAUAAAAAUGCUACUAUAAUUAUAUUGCUGACAGAAUGCUAUUCUAUGUCUACACAUCACCCAAAAUUAUCCAGGGGCUUGGUUUUUGUGUUUAUUUACUUAUUUAUGUAUGUAUUUAUUUAUUUAUUAUUUACUAAUUAAAUCACAGACAUGAUGAAAGAUGCCUGUAUACUGUAUGCAUGGGCAGGACAGUCUAUUGACUUAUUUAUUUAUGUUUUUUAUUUGAUUGACUGAAGGCUUUGUUCAGUUGAUGUGACCUGAAAAAGUGGAGUCUGUCAAAAUAUCUUCCAUUGUCUGUAGAUGUUCUGUGAGGUUAAUUACAUCAUUUUAAAAACUCUGUUAGGGUUUCUGCAAUAGCAAUAAAAUGUCUCAGUGGACACAUCAUGUACUUAAGGAAUGAAAAAAAUUCAUUACCUUCAAAACAAUUAUAAUUUCCCUAGCUUUGUAAAUAUUAAGUGAUAGAGAUGUCAAUAUAUUAUGUUUAAGCUUUGCGGAGUGUUACAAAAAGGUUUUAUUAUCAAAAACAUUGAAAUCUUUUAUUUAUUUUUAUGUGUUUUUACUUUAAAAAUAAUGGUCUGAAUCACACUUGAGUUAGUUGCUUGGAAAGUAAACGAUCCAUGCAAAGCUGUUUUUGUUCAAUUAACAGCUCCAGCAAAAGCGAUUAUAAAUGGGAUCGGCUAGAACUGAGUGAGAAUGUAAAAAUUAUUGUAAAUCCUGGAGUGCAUUUUACACUGGGAAAUGAAGCACUUGUCCUGAGCUUUCUUUGACUUUUUAUUCAUUUAUUUGGUUUUUGGUUUUUAUGGAAGAGACACCAGACCUUCAGUUGUGAGUCCUCGUUUGUCAAAAUCCCACAAGGUACACUUAGCAUCAUGUAAGUAUGGGCGGGGCACACUAAAAAGGAAAAGUGCCUUUUCCAUUCUCAGAGCUAUAGCUGGAACAGCGACCACUUUGUUGAUCAAUGGCGCAUCUGUAUCUUCCAUGCCACUGUGUCCCCUGUUUGCCAUAGUCCUAUCUCCAUUCAGUUGAAAAUUGAGAUACAACACUCAGAAAGUACCAGCUGCACUGCCUUCAGUAUC
This is a messenger RNA of Thalassophryne amazonica, 3031 nucleotides long. It is a transcript of the gene gabra1, whose product is annotated as gamma-aminobutyric acid type A receptor subunit alpha1. The transcript has 10 exons. Gene Ontology annotation, molecular function: GABA-A receptor activity; transmitter-gated monoatomic ion channel activity involved in regulation of postsynaptic membrane potential; inhibitory extracellular ligand-gated monoatomic ion channel activity. Gene Ontology annotation, cellular component: GABA-A receptor complex; neuron projection; postsynapse. Gene Ontology annotation, biological process: regulation of postsynaptic membrane potential; gamma-aminobutyric acid signaling pathway; signal transduction. The record is from RefSeq and is a predicted model, not a curated record. NCBI's taxonomy places the organism in Eukaryota, Metazoa, Chordata, Actinopteri, Batrachoidiformes, Batrachoididae. Bases 315 to 1700 code for a protein of 461 amino acids.